AUGGGCUUCUGGGACUGGGACGGCGGCUCCGUCAUCUCGCGGCGCUCGUCGCACCACCACUCGUCCUCGUCGAAGCACCACAAGCACGAUAAGCAUGACAAGCACCACAAGUCGUCACGGUCCAAGUCGAGGUCCAGGUCCCGCUCCCGCUCGAGGCACCACGGCAGCCAGAGCAUCGCCGGCUCCAUCUUCGGCGGCGACAGCCACUACCACAAGCACAACUCGAGCAAGUCGAGCUUCUUCGGCCUGCCCAAUGUCAGCACGCGCAGCUUCUUCGGCCUGAGCCGUCCCUCGUACUACAAGCGCUCGCCCCGGCCCUCCUUCAUGUCCCGCACCAUCAAGAAGGUCAAGCGCCUCCUGCGCGACCUCGUCUACUACGCCAAGCGGCACCCCGUCAAGGUCUUCAUGCUGGUCGUCAUGCCGCUCAUCACCGGCGGCGCCCUGACCGCCCUGCUGGCCCGCUUCGGGCUCCGCAUGCCCGCCGGCCUCGAGCGCGCCCUCGGCAUCGGCGCCAAGGCCAUGGGCGGCGACAGCAUUGGCCUUGUCGGCGAGGCGAUGCGCAUGGCCGGCGGGCUCGGCGGCGGCGGCGGCGGCAGCGCCCAUAUUGAGCGGGGCCGCGACGGCGGGAUGCAGUGGGAGCGGCGGAGCGUUGAGCGUGACUCCUGGGGCGGAGGCGGUGGUGGUGGUGGCGGCGGUUGGGGAGAUGUAGCGGGAAUGGUUGGGAAAUUCUUUUAA
This is a messenger RNA of Phaeoacremonium minimum UCRPA7, 735 nucleotides long. RefSeq lists its product as hypothetical. The record is from RefSeq and is a predicted model, not a curated record. The transcript is spliced from 2 exons. Lineage: Eukaryota; Fungi; Ascomycota; Sordariomycetes; Togniniales; Togniniaceae. The coding region runs from base 1 to 735 and encodes 244 amino acids.